AUGUCGUGCCGGACGACGCUGUCGACGCUUGUCCUUAUUUGGCUUCUCCUCGCGCUCGCUCGCCUCCUAUUCGAUUUGAUUGGCAAAUUGUGGCUCGUCGCCAUUUUCGAUCUACUACAGAUAGUUUGCUGCAUUACCGGUUUAUUCGGCUCAAUCCAAAAGCGAAAAGCUCUACUAUAUGCGCUUGUGUGCUCAAAUUUCAUUUCGGUCGCCCAAAACGUCCUAAUUUUCCUUUGGUACAUCGGCGUGUUCGGCGAGAUCACGCGACCGCUGCUGUCCGCCGGCCUGCCCUACUCAUUCUCGUUUUUUCUACGAUUCACACCGGCGUGCCAAUCGCAUUUCGAUCUGAAACGGACGAUUUGGGUGCAACACAAUUGUCUGGUGCCGUUCUAUUCGAUCGAGGCUUCGCAAGCGUUGGCGCACAUCGUGCUCGCCGUCGCUUCGACGAUUCUCGCGAUUUUGGUGCUCGUCGAGAUACGCGACGAGAAGAAGCCGCGCUCGACGACCGUCAAUCAUUAUGCGCAAAUUUGUGGCGCCAAGGGUGUCGAGGUUGGCGCCGCGCCACCAGCCGCCGCGUCGAGCAGCGGCUACGUCAACUCGACGUAUGACGAGCUGAGAAGUCAGAAUUCGUCGAGAGAAUCGAGAAAGGAUGUGCCGUUACCGCCGCCGCCGCCGCCGCAACCGCCAAUCCAAAGCCAACAGUUUGAGCGCGUCUCGAAGCGAAAACGCGGAAAAAUUCGGCCAAAUUCGAUGAUGCCGGCUCCCGACAUUCCGGCGUGCUCAUCGUCGAAAUCGUCGGAAGACGAGAACGCCGUUGAAGAUGUCUACACGAAGCCGAUGAAACGCAAAUCGGUGCUCUCGCCGACGAGACGAUCGCCCGACGACAAGAUGACGCCGCGAGCCGCCAACGUCACAUCGCUGGUGAGCUUUGAUCCGAAGAGCAGCACGCUGCUCCGCGUUCGGCAACACUUGGAAAUCGACGAGGAGAGUAUCGAAUGCGACGGAAUGUACGAGCAGCUGCGAUCGCGAUCAUCGGGAAGCGACGGUGUGCCGCCGUCAACGAUACCGUUGAGCGAUUACAAAUACCGCAACUCGAGUCAGGAUUCGGUGCCGUCGAUGUUCGCGCCGAUGCUCAACUGCUUCUCGCCGUCCGACGCCGCCGAGGCGACGAGAACCGCGGCGCCGAUCGCGUCGCCGGGAAUCCGAUUGUCCGAUCAGCUAGCGCUGUCAGGAUCGAAGGCGCCGUAUAAAAGCGCGUUCCGAAUUCAAUCCAAGGAUUCGUCGAAAGUCAUCGGCCAUUAUCAUGCGCCGAACGAGAUUCCGCUGUCGUCGAGCGAGCCCGUCGAUGAUGGCGACACGAAAACGUAUCCAGUGCUGACGAGCGGCGGAUUACUUGUCUGA
This is a messenger RNA of Caenorhabditis bovis, 1401 nucleotides long. The record is from the annotation of a GenBank genome assembly. NCBI's taxonomy places the organism in Eukaryota, Metazoa, Nematoda, Chromadorea, Rhabditida, Rhabditidae.